Syngnathoides biaculeatus (alligator pipefish) is the source of this 1940-nucleotide messenger RNA. RefSeq lists its product as uncharacterized. Bases 972 to 1880 code for a protein of 302 amino acids. Gene Ontology annotation, biological process: homophilic cell-cell adhesion. The record is from RefSeq and is a predicted model, not a curated record. Gene Ontology annotation, cellular component: cell-cell junction. Gene Ontology annotation, molecular function: ionotropic glutamate receptor binding. The transcript is spliced from 7 exons. Lineage: Eukaryota; Metazoa; Chordata; Actinopteri; Syngnathiformes; Syngnathidae.
UUGGAAAAAUUGUAGAAAUGAGAACUUGACAAGCAGGAAUUGCUCACAGUUUUUGUUUUAAAACAACUGUUUUAAUAAUGCAAUUACCAUGAUUAAAUCUGCACCGUAUGAAUUCAGGUCAAUUCAAAGUUAGGCUCUCCUUACGAAUAGUGAAUAUCUACCCGCUGGUAAAAAGUCGAUCAUUGAUUUUAUGUGUAAUUGAAUACUUCCAAAUUAGCAAGAUCAUCUUUGUUAUUGUAGUCAUAUUGAAGCUGUUUGAGCUCAGAGUCAGAAGUUUACGUUCAAGAGCACACCGAUAGUCAGAAGAUGGGUCAUAGUUGUCCCGUACUAAGCAGUCAGUACAGUACGAGCUCGCAAUUUUUACAGCAUCAAUAUUGCCCACUUGACCAUUUCACCAGUUUUGAAGAUCUUGAUUUUCUCCAAUUGUUGCUGACUGUGUUCCAUGAAAUAUUUAACUCCAUGGAGAUUAUUUUAUACCCUUAUCCUGACUGCUACAUUUGAACAAUGAGAUCCUUGACGCUGUGGAAGCUGACUACAGAACUAUCAAGAAAAGCCUACUAGAACAUCUGAACUUUAUUUACAGGUGUGCGCUGACACGCAGUAACCAUCAACUCCUAAUCCCAAACAGAAAUUGUUGUGACUUGCUAUCAAUGUGCAAUUUGUGGCUGUUUCCAUGACAACGGCUGAUUUACUGUAACAUCCUGCAGCAUAAUAGGACAUAUAGGCAACAUUUAUCACAGAUCGUCUGCAUUUAUUUCUACAGCGUUGAGCAAUACAAUCUAAUUGUGUUCCUUGAUAAUAGGACAGCGCAAUCAUAAUGUUGCUUGUUUUUUGUCCACCAAUCUGACAAUGAGAGAUGAGAUGAGGGUGCGUUGCUCAAUACAUUAAUCACGCAUGCCUAGUUUUCUUUUUUGGCACACGAAGUGGGGGGAGAGAGAGCCCAGCCUGCUUCUCACUGCUUUCUGUCAGCCAUGGUUGCCACUGGACGACGUGCGCUCUGGAGCCUGUGCGUGUGCUUCGCGGCCCUGCAUACAAAUGCUCUGAGAGUGACCAUGCGGGUGUCCACGGUGGAGGUAGUUCGAGGGGAUUUUGUCAUCCUGCCCUGCUCCUUCUACACCUCGAGCCCCCUCUCCAGACUCAACAUUAUCUGGACUCUGGCCCCCCUCUCCAGUCCAGAAUCCCCCAUUCAGGUGAUUGUGUAUGACCACGGGCAGAUUAUUGAAGACCCGUCUCUCAUUGGGAGGGUAGGCUUUACAGGUAUCCCAUGGAGCGCAGACAUCAUGGUGAAUGAUACCCGUGUGUCCGACGCUGGCAUUUAUCGCUGUAUGGUGAACAACCCUCCGGAGAUGGCAGAUCCUGGCAUAGGAGAACUGCUGCUCACUGUUCUGGUGGCGCCAUCUCUGCCUGCGUGCCAGUGGGAGGGGGACAUGGAUGCGGGAGGCAGCGUCACCUUGUCCUGCUCAGUGGCCGAGGGCAUUCCCACUCCAGAAAUCCACUGGGAUAAAAUCAAGCCAGAGGAAAUUUCAUUGCCAAUCAACAUGGAUGGCGAGCUGUCGGGUUCGGUCCAGAUCGCCAAUGUGUCGUCACAGACGUCCGGCCUGUAUCGUUGCUCCGCCUCCAACCUCCUGGGAACCGAGAACUGCUACAUCAACCUGUCCAUUCACAGCGAAGUGGGAGAGAGUUCCUCGGGAAUCCUGCAGGGGGUGUUGUUGACUCUAGCCAUGAGCCUGAUGCUGUUGAGCCUGCUGGUGCUCGUAAUUUGGCUCCAUCAGACGGGUCAGGACGGACGACGCCGGGUCUCCAAGAUGGAAGAGGAAGAGGAGGAAGGCUACAACGAGAUCCAGUAUACUCCGUCCCUGAUGAAGCGCUCCUUUGUAUAAGACUCAUUGUGAAGAGGUUUUCAAUAAACGCUCCUAAUGAUAUCUGUGCUAUUUCAUACA